AGAGCCGGAAGAAGUUGUGCCAAGCGCGUGCUUCUCCAGGUUUUUAUCAGUCGGAAUUAGAGUGUUUAGACUUUGACCUAUUACGAGCUAGGAGAAACGGCCCCUUAGCACAUUCUAUCCCGGCUCUGUCAUGUGACCUGGACCGACUCAUAAUGUAUAGAUGCAGAGAUAGCUGCUGAAGGUCCCUCGCCCAUAGUCAACAUGGCAAGUGCGCGGGAGGCAGAGUCUGAAAAUGACUCUGAUGGGGAAGCCUCAGAAGACAUAGAAAGACAAGCCAUGGAUUAUGUGUCAAGGGUUCUCAGUACUGUGACCCUACAAGAUAAAGCCAGCCGGCCGCCACACUCUCUACCUACGGGAGCUCAGGAGGAGGACAUUCAGUAUGGCAGCCUGGACAUGAAGAAAUCUCCAGUAUCGGGGGAAGAUGGAGACGUGACGUCACUGCUGUUACUUCUUCCCCUUGAGCUCAUCUUGUACAUUCUGUCCUAUCUGGAUGCACGCUUUAUCCUCAGUGUGCUGCCAUUGGUGUGCCGCACCUUCAGAGACAUCGUGUCACAAGAGAUGACAUGGAGGGUGAGGGUUCAGAAAAAAGUCAGCACUAAUUUUCCGGUGGUGGAACAACAGAACUUUGAUUGGCCGUCGGCCUGUAUAGAGUUGGAGGAGCAGCUCUCUCAUUGGUCAGAUAAUGGGAAGGCAGAAUGUUUCUCAUUGGCUGACGGUCAUUACGCCUCUGUAGAUGCGGUUCUCCUAUUACAGGGAGGAUCUUUAUGCCUUUCUGGGUCACGAGAUAGAAAUGUCUGCCUGUGGAAUCUAAGAAACCUGGGAAAAGAGAAAGAGAAAGUUCUAGUGAAGCCCUUGGGGAAAGACAAGACUGGGACCCAUAAGGGCUGGGCCUGGUCACUUGCUGCCUGUGAGAAUCGUGUGUGCUCGGGGUCCUGGGACAGCACCAUGAAGAUCUGGGAUAUCGGAGCAGAAGGUCAGAUGGUGCAGGAUAUUCGGGGGCGAGCUGCAAUCCUUUGCCUGGCCUAUCUACCGGACAUCUUGGUAGCGGGAUCCUACGACAAGAGAGUGAGUGUGUAUGAUCCAAGAGCUUCUACACCUUUGAUAAAGUCCCGCAAGAUACAUUCCAGUCCAGUCUUAUGCCUUGUGGCUGACGACCGUCACAUCGUAUCUGGAAGCGAGGACAGGACCUUGGUUGUGUUCGACCGCAGGGUUAAUGCAGUUUUACAGAGAAUACAGCUGGAAAACUACCUCUUCUGCAUGUCCUAUGAAGCUCCACAGCUAUGGGCUGGAGACAACCAAGGCCUUAUCUACGUAUACGGGAGCCACGGAGGGACAUUCCAGCAGCUGCGGUGUUUUGAUGUAGGACAUGCAUCCCAAGUGACUGGUAUCUGGCAUUCGGCAGGUGCCCUCUACACCACAUCCACAGAUAAAACCAUGAAGGUUCACAUUCCUACUGAUCCGCCUAGGACGCUCAGCACACACACGCACAACACUGUAGUCAACGGGGUCAGUGUAGCUGGGCGAACAGUGGCUGCAGCCUCCGGUGGACAGGCGGUGGAGAUAUGGAGAUUUCCUGAGUAAGACUCAUCAGCACUUUACAUAUGUCACUACUCUGCCUUGUAACAGAAACAAAAAUAUUGAAUAACAUGAAAUGACCAGCAUCGAAACCAUUAAAUGUGUCCAUGGUGCAAGGCUGGUGUCUCUGGUGCUUCUCCUUCUAUAGGUUUUUUUUUUCUCUCUUGGGUUUUCCUGCAUGAACCUUAGAUAAAGCAGCAAAGUAAAUCAAGGAGAUGUUGUCUCUUGGAAUUGUUAAAAUAAUUCCCCCCUUAAGUAGUGGGUCAUGCCAUCACAUACAUCCCAAUAAAGACAGGGGGGUGUCUUGGUGCCGAUUUGUUCUACACCCUCUUUUCACGACCUUUGGGCUACUUCUAUGACAGUGUUUCCCAAGC
Hyla sarda is the source of this 1949-nucleotide messenger RNA. It is a transcript of the gene FBXW9, whose product is annotated as F-box and WD repeat domain containing 9. Gene Ontology annotation, cellular component: preribosome, large subunit precursor. The transcript is spliced from 11 exons. NCBI's taxonomy places the organism in Eukaryota, Metazoa, Chordata, Amphibia, Anura, Hylidae. Bases 202 to 1581 code for a protein of 459 amino acids. Gene Ontology annotation, molecular function: protein binding. The record is from RefSeq and is a predicted model, not a curated record.